Mustela lutreola (European mink) is the source of this 1964-nucleotide messenger RNA. RefSeq lists its product as uncharacterized. NCBI's taxonomy places the organism in Eukaryota, Metazoa, Chordata, Mammalia, Carnivora, Mustelidae. The record is from RefSeq and is a predicted model, not a curated record. Gene Ontology annotation, molecular function: structural molecule activity. Gene Ontology annotation, biological process: viral process. The transcript is spliced from 2 exons. The coding region runs from base 24 to 977 and encodes 317 amino acids.
CGAUAAGGUAAAGAUUGAUCUGAAUGGGGAACGAUCUUGCUCGCUUGGAGGACUCCUUAAAAGAUGUCCUCAAGACGAACGGUACCCCCUUAAAGGCAAAAACAGCGAGGGCUUUUUUAAAAGAAGUAAAAGAGAUUGCCCCCUGGUUUAUAGAAGAAGGGCUCCUAAAUGUGCCACAAUGGGAAAACCUGGGUGAGGACUUAAAACGCUGCCCCUCUACAUCCCCAGGGACUCUAGCUGUGUGGUCCCUGGUGAAGGUAUGUUUACAAUCCCCCCGAGAGCCCCUGCAGCGAGCAGUACUACAGGGAGGGAAAGUCCUUGAGCAAAUGAAGGGAGAGUCCCGUAAGGGCUCCUCCCGAGAUUCUGAAUCCGAAAGCGAAAGCUCAGAAGGGAUGUCCGAACGCGAGUUACAGGAGAUAGGAAAGAUAGAGGCAAGUAACAAGAAAAGGGAAUCUCCCGGUCUCCAGACAGACUUGGAGACCGCGAGGCAGCAACUUGAGGAAAAGAAGGCGGAAUUGCAAAAGGUGUUAGGAGAGUUAAGAAUGCAGGGAGAAGUAAUGGCGCAGCUGAAGACAGGGGCGGAAGCUACAGUUGUGGCGCAGUCGAAAUUAAAAACGGAAGUUACACCGCUUCCGCAUUCCAGCCCCACAGCGCUACCCCAUGAGUGGCCCCCGCCUUAUAGGCCCAGCUGCGCCAAGACAUGCUAUUGUUCGGGCUGUACCGCGGAAAAUUGGAGAGAGGUCCUUGGCCCGGGAAAAGGCUUUUUUCCAGUGUUAGAAGAUCAGAAUCAGCAGAGGUACCACCAGCCACUAGAUUUCAAAUUGGUAAAUCAGCUUAAGGAGGCAGUCAGCGCCUAUGGACCCCAGGCAGCUUUCACUGUCUCCCUUGUGGAGUCGCUGGGAACACUUUACCUCACUCCUGAGGAUUGGGCCAACCUGGCCAGAGCGGUUUUAAGAUCACGUAAGCUCUCGAUUUGAAACAAAUGUUACUUAAGCACAUAAGUUACUCACCAAUGCCCGUCUGUGUUAGAGCUCCCUUUCUCUUCAUAGUUUUUAAUGCUUCUACUAUUAACAAGUCAUCUAGUCUCUCUUGUGAGUCCCAGAAUUGUCUGCUAUCAGAAUGUUGGAAUGCCACGGUGGGAGACUCGGCAGUAAUAGCCAAGAUACCGACGUAUAUCCCGAUGCCAGUACAGGUGAACCCCGACAACCUGCCGGUGCUGCUUCGACAUAAAUGAGACUUUGACUGCAGCAACACUCAACAAUGUCACCGGGAGGGUAGCUGAAGCCCUUGCAACACAAAAUUAGAUUAAUGGACUGUUAGGUGUAUACAAAACCCACGCGGACAUUGUCCUUGUUUUCUCACUUCCCUUCCCUGACGCACGCAUGGUAUGUUGUAGGAACAAUUAUAGGAGUGCUAGUGGUAAUUGUUCUUUUCAUGUGCCUCUUGCCUUGUGCGGUUAAAAUUAUACUCGCAGAAGUUUAUAAGUUAAGAGCCAUCAUACGUAACCAUCAGCUAAUCAACCGCGGUGGGCUCAAAAUGUCACCUUGAACGCCACCCAAGUAUCCAAGUAUCUCUUGGCUCCGUCGGCGAUUUGGUUAGUAUGUUAUAACAAUCAGUCUCAUUCCUCAAAAACUGGGCAGGCAUAGGAGCCCUGAUUAUGUUGAUGAUUCUGGCUCAAGUGCUCCUACUAAGAUGCAUCUGUAGAGUUGCACGACGGCAGCAACGGCAGCAACAAGUUUUGGUUCAAGCUAUGAUGGCUCUGGAGGCUAGCACCUCCCCCCCCAAAUAUGGCUUAGUACGCUGGAUCGGUAGCCAAAGACGGGUAAGACUGAUCCCUCACCAUAGCAACCUAAGACAGGGGCUCCUCAGCUAGGGGGAGUACCCGAUGACGGGUAAGCAUGUGUGCUGAGGAUUGGCAACCUAAGACAGGCACGAUCCCUGCCAUAUAAACAAUAAAAAAGGGG